AUGAAAGGAGACGAGAUGACGCGGUAUGUAGAUAUUAAUUUCAAGGGAUUGAAGGACAAAGUUCACUUAAAAUUGCAGUUGUCUUCGAAUAACAUCAUACUUGCAAGGGUCAAAUUUAAAAAGAAAUGUACAUUUAAAUGUGCUGUGACUUUUUAGCUAAGAUCUGUAGGAUUUUUUUUUUAGAAAUUGUCAUUCAUCAGACGAUGAAUUAAAAAUAUUGGACUGAAAUUGCCGAUUUUGUACAUAUUACAUGCUGAUUUAACUCGCGUGGACGAACCAACUGUGUGUGACAAUGGCUGGGAGUGUCAGUUUUCGCUGACUAAGUUUGAAAUUUGUUUCGUGACAAGAUUGUGAAGGCCAUGCCCUGACGAGACGUUUAUUUCACCAUCUCAUUUGGUAGUGAAAACAUACCUUGAUUUUUUUUAUUUAUGUGCCAUAUUGCUUUUUAAAGUUAGUUUAUUUUUCGGUGUACACCGUUAAAAAUUUGUUUAUAAAUACGUCCGAAGAUAGAUUAAAGUUACUGCCAAACGAAUAUAUCAUUUAAGCCGAGACAAAAAUUUCCAACCCGGAAUAUUAAUAACGGAGGAAAUCGCUGAUGCAACUAUGCAUUGGAAAUUCCUCUAUGGUUUGAUCUUCAGAUACUGAGCUCAGUAGCUGUAAUUAUAGCGAGACUGAACCAAUUGCUGUAACAAUUUAUUGUUAUUUAUAUAUUGGACAUGUUAAUUUUAGAUCCCUUGAGAGGUUUUAUUGUUUGACUUAGAAGUGCAAUAUUAAAAAUAUCCUAAUAGUGGGAAGAGUGGUGUUUAAAUUACUACCCAUCUACCACAAUUUUGUGGUAGAUGGAAGAGUAGUGUAUAAAUUACUACCCAUCUACCACAAUUUUGUGGUAGAUGGGUAGUUGUAAUUUGAAAGACAUGGUAACCUCAUGAUUUUCACAUGGGCUUGAGAGUGAAAGAUCUGCAAGGGUUUCAGGUCUUGGUUUCAAUAACUUUAAAUUUUUAAUAACCAGCCAGCAAUGUUAUAGUAGGGGGCUGUGCCUGAAAAGGGGUAGUGAGGCAAAACCCAGACACUAGUGCCUAUGCUUGCAGGUCAAAAAGAUGGCUGUCAGAGGACUCACAUGCAGCUGCUAGUAACUGUUUUUUUUAAACCCUAAUGGUUGAUGUUUGCAUGGAAUCAUUUUGUUGCAUUUGUGGGCAGAAUACUCUACUCUUGCGGUUCUUAUUCCCAAUGUGACCUCAGUUAUGCAAAGGUUAGAUAGCCCUAUCCACUGGAUAGAGAUUGAUCCCUUGGAUAGUGUUAUACAGCCCUUGAAAACAAGGUCAGGAAUAUGUCAUGCUUUUGAGAUGUGAGAUGUUCUCAUAUUCUAACUAACUAUUUGCAUGUCAAAGAAUUUCCCAAUCUAAUUAUGUACAUGAAAAAAAUUAUAGCUGAAAAUAAGUGCAUUCUCAUGUAACAUGAGUGCAAAGUUAGUUAUAACACAAGAGCAAAGUUGUAACACAAAUGCAAUUUACAAACAAUGCACACACACUUUCAAAAAUUUGUUUGUCUUGACUUUCUGUGAUGUUUUUUUUCAUCUGACAUUUUGGUGCGUGAAGAACUUCUAAAUUGUUCAAAAAACUUCAAAUUGCACUUGUCCUAUGGGCUCAUUUAAUUUUGUUGUCUUGGAAAAAAUUUACUUGUGCCUAUAUAGUAACUGCAAAUUGCACUUGAAAUCAUGUGAUUGCUUAUAUAAAUACCACCUGACUUUAUUUUCCCUUUUCUUUAAGGAUUAUUUGGGAACUCAUUAAAGAUAAACUAAUAUUUCCAUAUGUGGAGUUAGAUGUGAAGUCUUAUGACCUUUCCAUUGAGAACAGGGAUGAAACAGAUGACAAAGGUAUAUUAUUUCAUUUUAUUGAAGUUUACACUUCUCAAUCUAUCAGAACAUGCAUAUGUUUUAACUUAAAGUUUUUCUCAUGUCAAAAUAUCUUGGACUAGCCAAAUUUUUGGUGUCCUUUGUUUUAAAUACCAAAUUAUUCAAAAUUUUGGAUUAAAAAAAAAAAAAUUUGAGUCACAGCAAAAAUUUGUUAUAGGGUUUUAUGAACCCAUCAGCUCCUAGAAAUAAUGGACAUUUUGAAUCAUGCAUUAUUCACAAACAGGGAAUGGUUAGAUUGAAUCUGUUAUUUAGAGGGUGUUAAGAUCAAACCCCAGAAGUACAAAAAUUAAAAAUAUAUUUGAUUUUUAAUUAUAACAUAGCUAGUAAAUUUGUGUAAUCAAAUUCAAUUGCGCAAGUGUGCUUUAUAUUCCUAUUGUGCAUGCUCAUGAUGUCAGCAAACAAAUCCCUCGAGAAAAAAAAAUUUUCCAUCUGGUUGAAAAUGUUAUAAAACAAUUGGUUCAUACAUCAGCUGUGUGUUCAUCGAGAUAUGAAGCACUUGGGAAGUUUGGAGAGCACUCAAGCUAGAGUUGCUCUCGGUUAUGCCUCAAGCAACUCUUACGCAUCUUUUGUGCUCUCCAAACUUCCCUCGUGCCUCGUAUCUCGAUGAACACACACUGACGUAUGAACCAAUUGUUAAUUAAUGUUUAAGCUAUACAGACAUCAUAAUACAGACAUUGUAAUCCAUACAUUUAUUUUUGUUUUUAAUCCAUGUUUGCCAAAUUUGACACCAUCAAUUUAUACAACUAUACCUCUAUAUGUAGACAUAGUUAGACAUACUUACACAUGCAUCAGUUUCCCCCUUCCUGCCCUAUUAAAAAAAAUUGUAACUUAAUUUAUUUAACAAUCUGAAUUUUGAAAUUUUAUCUUAUGAAGUGAAGCUUUUCUCCUCAGUCACUGUUGAAGCUGCAGAGGCAGUAAGAAAAUACAGUGUAGGAAUAAAGUGUGCUACCAUCACUCCAGAUGAGAAACGAGUGGAAGGUGGGUAGCCUUGAUCAGAGCAUACUACACCCUUAGAGUUAAUAAGUUGGGACAUGUCUUUUUAACGCUUCUUGUGUUCCUAUCUUGCCUCUCUUUCCUGUACCAUGUUGUCAAUUUUCAGUUUGUACAUGGUACUUUAGUGACCAACUUUGAGAGGGGCCAGCAACUUUCCCAAGAAAUGAGUCUGGAAGUAUGCAAUUUUACUUGCAAUUUUUCGCUCAGUUCAGUUAAGAUGGAUUAAAAAAGAUGCUAUAGCUGUUUAAUUUUGAGUUCUUAUUUUGUACUAUCAUGCCAGUUGUUUGAAACAUAUAAGUACUUAAUAGUUAUUUUUAUUUAAUAUCUUCUGUAACCCUUUUGCCCCAAGAAUAUUUAGUACUGUUAUUCUCCUUGCAGGCUGCAACACAAUUUUUAAGAGUUUAGUUCAGAGAAUUUGAUAUUGGGUCAACAAAAAUCCCCUAAUUGAUAUUUUCCCUUUUUCUCAUUGCAUGUUUGCUGGAUACUGUAUUGAUAUUGUAACUUGGUCUUGUAACUGUCUUGGUCACCCACAGAAGCGAAGGGGUUAAAAGUACAAGCUGGGAUGAAUGUAGCAUGGUGUUUUGUUCUAAUGGAAGACAUGACAAAAGGAACAAUAUACAUGUAUUAUCUAUUAAAACAAUCUGGAAAUUCAUGGAACUGUACCCCAAUUCUCUAUUAAAAAAACAACAGCAGCUGUUAGACCAGAGGGUCAUGAGCCCCAGCUUAUAAAUACCAUUUUCAUCCUUUUUUAUGGUAAUAAUUCUGCUAUCCCUUAUUGUUGUUAUGCUUUAUCACAAACCACACAAGUGAAGAGUAAUUUUCGUACUGGCUGGCUGGCUAGUUCAGGAGUGAUUAGCAAGUUAACAAUUAACCUCUGAGUAGUGGAUAAGACAAGUUUAUGUGUGUUGAUAGUUUAAUUUCCAACAAUUUUUGUGUGGUAUAUACUAAUUAAAAACAGUUUUUCACAUCAGAGUCAGUGAAAGGGAUGGAUAUUUACUUUGCUGCCUGGCAGUUCAGUAAAUACCAUCACUAUUCACCUCCACUUGGUGAAAACAUUGUUAAUUAUUGUAAUUUUUAUUAUUAUUAUUAUUAUUAUUAUUAUUAUUAUUAUUAACAGUAAUUAUUUCAUCAAACAAAAUUCAAUCUAAAGUAUGUGGCACUCAUCUUGUUGUUAAUUUGACUUUCAGAGUUUAAUUUGAAGAAAAUGUGGAAAUCUCCCAAUGGGACAAUUGAAACAUUCUUGGUGGAACUGUCUUCAGAGAAGCAAUAA
This is a messenger RNA of Pocillopora meandrina, 4175 nucleotides long. Lineage: Eukaryota; Metazoa; Cnidaria; Anthozoa; Scleractinia; Pocilloporidae. The record is from the annotation of a GenBank genome assembly.